Molecule: messenger RNA, 930 nt
Organism: Durusdinium trenchii
Lineage: Eukaryota; Dinophyceae; Suessiales; Symbiodiniaceae
Source: the annotation of a GenBank genome assembly
AUGCGCGAACUGCUGGUGCCAGGGCCUCAGCGCCUACAGCAACGACUGAUGUCUGUGUUGAGCCUUGAUGCUCAAGAUGCCCUAGCUCUCAUACAGAGGUCCAGAGUGAUGGUUGACGGAAGGAUACAGACAAGAAACUGCUGGGUCGACAGUCACGAGAUCACUGUGAAUGGUCAUUCGCUGGCCCUGUUGGGGAGUUUGGCUUUUUUGGUUCAUAAACCUCAAGGCUAUGCCCUCACAGAGGGCGAUCCCUUGAAGCGACCGACCUAUCAGCAGCUACUGCCGGAUACCACGAUGGUAGCGCGACCACUAGGGCCGGUGGACCUUGCAUCCUCUGGUUUGCUGCUCCUGACCAACAUUCCCGAAUUGCGCCUCGCGCUGGGAGGUCCCGAGCCCAUGCCACUGCCAGCUACCUUCAUGGUGAGGCUCAAAGACCGGCCAACCGGUGUGCAGAUUGCAUUGCUGGAAUCCAAAGCUCCGUAUGAUGAAGCUACGCCUUUGCUUAUUCAGGACAUUACAGAUGCAGAGGAAGAAGCUGAUGAGCUUGAGCAACCCGAAUUGGUGCCUCCUCCAGAUGAUCUUGGAGCUUUGAUGCACUCCAGCAUAGCCCGAUGGCCCUCAACCCCUCGGAGGAAGCAGCACGCGCGGCCAAAGAAGCUGCUACCGAUGCUUUUGAUGGUAGUUUCCGGUGGGACAGCCAAGGGCAUCAGGCAUGCCCUUUCCCUUGUUGAGGCUCAACCACAAGAAAUUUGCUGCAUUCGCUGGGGGCCUUUAAGCUUGGAAGAAAUGAGUGAGCCGGGCUCCAUGCGGCCUUUAUCGCAGGCCGAAGUGCAGACGUUGACUGAUGCUUGUGGGAUCAAAAUGCCUUUGCCCUCUGCAGAGAUUGGAGCUGUGACAAGUGACACACAUCCAAGCUUACAUUGGUUCUGA